Molecule: messenger RNA, 4918 nt
Organism: Python bivittatus (Burmese python)
Lineage: Eukaryota; Metazoa; Chordata; Lepidosauria; Squamata; Pythonidae
Gene: TEX14
Product: testis expressed 14, intercellular bridge forming factor
Biological process (GO): mitotic spindle assembly checkpoint signaling; protein phosphorylation; attachment of spindle microtubules to kinetochore
Cellular component (GO): intercellular bridge; kinetochore; midbody
Molecular function (GO): protein kinase activity; protein binding; ATP binding
Source: RefSeq, a predicted model, not a curated record
UUGAAGUCGCCGAGGCUGAGAAACGCUGCCCUAGCUGAUGACAUAAUUCAAGGGGUGCCUGCUAGGGUUAGUGAUGCUAAAAAUGUGGACUCUUUUUGAUGGUGGGUGAGUUUAUGGGUCCAAAGAGAUGCCUUUCAAAUGCCUAAAGCCCUCAUUCCACCCCUUAAGAAUCCUGCUAUCUCACUGCCACCCAGGCCUAAAAGCAGGGAGAUGUGCUGAGAAGGUCAAAAAAGUCAAGAUGGCAAGUACACGGUUGAAGCUUUGUCUCUUUUUUACAGUACACCUAAAGGGGGGGGCAUCAAUUGCGCACUCAUGGACUGUUUUGACCCUUUUCGCCUGCAGACACCCCAUCAGUGUGUUUUGCGAACCACGAAUAAGCCUGUGGGCUCAUUGAAUUAACUGUGGUUAACUUAACCAUGGAUGUAUGUUUAUCAGAUCAGCACACUGGUUUAAAAUGCUGCAAAAACUGAUUCCGGGAACAACUGAGAGCUGUCGCCCACCCAGAUUGUAUGCAAGUGAUGGAACACGGGCUGUUUUUUUUUUUUUUUUAAUUACCCUGAAUUUCCGGUGACCUCUGAAAUCCUGGUCGAAGACAUUUAUGCAUUACACUGAACCAGUUUUCUUCAACCUGAUGCCCUGCAGAGUGGUUGGAUUUAGCGCCUUAUUCUCAGCUAGAUUCCAAAGUCCGCAAACCGAACACAGCGCCUGGUGACUUCAUGGUCAGGAGUUUGCCCAUUUUCUUCUUAGGAAUCUCUACCCACUCGGUCAACUCCUUAGGACAAACUCCUCUCUUCACGGCUGCCUUGCUCGGGCUGGGAAAACUCGUGGAUAUCCUUUUGGAUUACGGUUCCGACCCGAACCACCGUUGUUAUGAUGGGAGCACCCCGGUCCACGCAGCGGCCUUCUCGGGAAGUCAGUUCAUUCUUAGCAAACUGCUCGACGCAGGUGGGGAUCUGCGACUCCACGACAAGGAUGGGAGGACCCCCCAAAGCUGGGCUGUGACUGCAGGGAAGGAAAACAGUGCGCAGAUGCUCGAAUAUAUCCAGCGCUGCACCACGCACAUGCAGGUCGUCCUUCAGAAUCAGUCCUUGGAUUUAUUGAGGAAAGUGGAUUCGCCCAGGGCCCUGGUGCACAGCCUGUCCAAGUUUGGGGGAAUCACGCAAGGGGCAGCUGACAGCCCACUAGGGAGGUUCAUGAAACGUGGGAGCACCAUAUCCCAAAACAUCUUCAGUUUUGGGUUUGGGAAGUUUUUUCUCACCAGCAAGAGGCAAAUGGGUUACCUGGCUUCCCUUCCCAUCGUAGCGGAUAAAGAAGUUGUCCAGGCCGACGACGAGCCCACCUUCUCUUUCUCCAGCGGGCCAUACAUGAGCAUGACCAACCUGAUGUGGGGAGGGAGCCGCGUCACCGUGAAGGAGCUGAGCAUGAAGCCCCACCAGCACUGCAGCAAACUGCGCCUCUCCGACCUCCUCCUGGCCGAGCAGGAGUACAGCAGCCAGCUCCACCACCCUCACCUGCUGCUGCUGAUGGCCGUCUGUCUGUCCAGCGACUUGGAGAAAACCCGCCUGGUCUUUGAGAGGGUGAACUUUGGCUCUCUCUACAGCAUCCUUCACGAGAGGCGCUCCGAGUUUCCCGUGCUGCACAUGGAGACGAUUGUGCACCUGCUGAUCCAGGUGAGCGACGCCCUGCGAUACCUCCAUCUGCGUGGCUUUAUCCACCGCACCCUCAGCUCCUACGCCGUGGUGGUCGUUCUCACUGGGGAAGCCAAGCUGACGAACCUGGAGCACAUGAUUGAAAGCAAAGACGGAGGGGAGCACAGCGACCUGACACGCGUACCCAUCCCUCCCCAGCUGUAUAAGUGGUGCGCCCCAGAAGUGAUCCUUGAACGGGCUGCUACUCCCAAAUCGGACAUCUACAGUUUUUGCACCGUCAUGCAGGAGGCAUUUACAGACACCAUUCCUUGGGAUGGACUCGAAGGUUCGGCCGUCAAAGAUCUCAUCAUCUCUGGACAGUGGUUGGAAGCCGACGCCAGGUUGCCCAAGCCCUAUUAUGACAUUGUGAAGACCGGCCUCGAGUCCAGGCAGAAGCAGCGCACAAUGAACCUGCAAGAUAUUCGCUAUGUCCUGAAGAAUGACUUGAAGGACUUGCUAGAGUCUCGCAGGCCACGUCUUAGCGAGGAACCAGAGUCCCCCAAACCUGAAAUUCACCCCGAUAUCAACAUCUGCUUGCCCUCCGCCUCAGCUCUCGUGGUUAAGAAGCCGGAGUCGCAAGAAGAGAUGGCUCAUGAAGCCAGGAGUUUCACCAUGACCAGAUGUGCUGAUUCCUCUCCAGAGAUCAAACCUGCCAUUGUCCAAGUAUCUGAGCCGGUUCUCCGCACGGCUCAGUCAAGCCCAAUUUUAGAGGGAUGCCUGAAAGACCUAGAGGGAGCCAGGAAUGCAAACUUGAGCCUUUGCAGCGUGGAAAUCAACGAGAUCUACACUUGCUACCCAGACCUGGGUGAAGGGACAGAGGGGGACGAAGAGGGGGCAAGAGCAGGGCAGGAUCCCAAUGCCGGGAGGGCAUUGCAGGGUGCCCCAAGGGACACAGCCCAAACCCCGUCCCCUCGAACUGCUGAAAUCCAGGAAUGCGAGGCGGCCCUGUCCUCGGACGCUGAAACAGAAUGCAGUCAGGAGGAGCUGAACGGCGUCUCCGUGAUGAACGAGGUGCUCAGGAGUGCCCGCAGCAAAGGUGGGAACAUCCAGUCCCAGUUUGAGUACAAAUUUGGAAAGUGUGUCCUCGAUCUCAAGAUUUGCCAGACUCUGCUUCAGCAAGCCACGGACUCCCUCUCCCGGACAGAAGCAAAAUUAGGCGCGUUGGAGACCUUGGGCAAACCCCGGCAGUUCUUUUGGGGGACUCAGGCAAGGGAGCAGCCUGCCAUUGUGAUUCCUGCCAGGGGCUGCCAAGAGAAGCUGGAGACCAUCUUGAGAAACAUUAAGGCUCCCUUAAACGGAGACCGCGCACUGCAGUGGAAGGCAGUCGCUCCCCCAACGGAGACCUACGUGCCUCCGCCUUUCCGGGUUCCGGGAUCAUACAGACCACUGGGGAUUCACUCUUACCAAGCUGCAGAAAACAGACCCAAAAGUACCAGCCAGAGCCAAGAUACCACCUACUGGAGUGAUUUUGGACUGGAAGCAGCCAAAAGUCCCAUAAAUCAAAGAGGAACAGAACUGAACUAUCAGCUCUUGCCUCCAGGCGUGUCCUUCAGGAGGAAGAAGAGCCCCCACCUGCGUCGAGGGAGCUCCAUGUUGGAUGGGAUCAAAGCGGCAGAUGGGUCCUUGAAAAAUACAACUCCUGAAAUCUACGAAGUGAAUUUGAGAAGUGAAGAGAGGAGAAUGGCUCAGUCUGAAUGGACAACCGAAGUGAAGCAGAUGGCAAAGAAGGUGGCAUCAGGGCAGCUUGGCUUCCCAGCUCAGCACCCUGCCAGCCGAUGGAUGCUGGAGAGCGAGGCCAAGGACAUCAAGACCAUUUUUCCAAGCCCCGCCAGCCGUGAGUGGGUCAGACUCUGCCAGGAGCAUGGCGAGGUGGGGAAGGGGCAGCCCAGCAGGGCAAUUGGAGACCACAAGGUGCUUCGCAACCAUGAGAAGGAGAGAAAUCAGGACAGUCUGUCAGGAAGAACCACAGGACCGGAGAAGCAAGGAAAAUGCAGUCCAACUCCAGCCGGCGAGGGUGGCGCAGCGUCACGCAACCACAUAUGCCUUUCUCUCACCUCUGAGGACUCUUGCAGGGAGCAGCUGGAGGAGCUGACCCACUCACCAUCUUCCUCCCUUAACAUGUCGGAGGAGUUUUUAACCCCUGACCCUGACUAUUUUUUCGGCAGCUCUGCUCCUCAUGAGCCUUCUGAAUUGGAAUAUUCAACGGCUGAGGAGGAAGAGGAAGAAGAUAUUCUAGAAAUAACAGAGGAAAUUUGUGGGCAGAAGGAACAGUUGAAAAAGUCUCAAGUAAUCUGUGGUCAGAAAGAACAUCCCAUAAAUGCAGGGCAGAGAAGAGAGUUUUCCUGUGGGACAGGUACAAAAUAUAUCCAUGACGACACGCCAAGGGGAGGCUUACUUACUCCUGCAAUCAGCCCUGGGACAGCACAAGGCAGGAGACUCGGCGAGGCUCCAAGAGAAUUCAGAGAAGAUGCAUCCCUUGCAGACAUUCAAGAUUUAUCUAGCAUCUCUUGCAAGGGUUCGUGUAAGACGUCAACUUUUAAAACUCCCAGAAGUACUAACUCCCCAAUUAAGACCAGCACCCCGCUUAGCCCAGUGGGUCCACCACCAACAUUUUCCUCAACUGUCACAAAAUACAAGGAUUAUUGUGUGAUGACCAUAGAUACAUCAUGUUGGGCUACCCAUGAUGUCUCCUUGUUAGGACUCAGUACGUUUCCUGCAGCCUGCGUGAACGAAGUGGUUACGGAUGGGGCACCUGCCGCCCAGCAUCCAUCAGCUGGGCUCUUAGAACCUGACAGUAAUCUUUGGCUGCCCGUCCCAAGGGGUCAGGCAGAAUCAGGGAGGGAGUUUCCUUCUCAGCAUGACCCCCCCCGGAAAGGAGCUCCUGGUCAGCUUGAUUCAGAAGACCGAGGGAAGCCAGAAGAAAAAACUCCCAAUGCAAGCAAAGCUGAUGACAGCCUCUGGUUCAGUGAGAGCGUGUGCCUGGCAGAAGAUACGGAAAGAGCUCACUCAAGCCUCGACAAAGUUUUGGAAGAAGUUCUUUGUCCAAUUGCUGACAGCCAUGACCUAAACAAAGGUCUGCCAGAUGCCAUCCAGAGGGGGGAGCCGAGCUGUGCCCACCACGGGAACAUUGAGAUGAAAGGGGUUGCUGAAGAAAGUUUCAGCGAAUCCGAAGGAUCCAUCGAAAACAUUGAAGGACUUUCUUGAGCCGUAAAAGAUAAACCGAAACUCGG